Messenger RNA from Argentina anserina (silverweed cinquefoil), 910 nucleotides. Its product is annotated as ycf20-like protein. The record is from RefSeq and is a predicted model, not a curated record. The transcript has 3 exons. Lineage: Eukaryota; Viridiplantae; Streptophyta; Magnoliopsida; Rosales; Rosaceae. Bases 116 to 742 code for a protein of 208 amino acids.
GAGAGAGCGAGCGAGAGGUGGGGGGUCUCGUUCUGGUUCGCUAGUUGCUCCAUCAAAAUUUGGAGCUGCCAUCCAAACAACUCCAGCGCUCUUCUGUCUCAAUUGUGGCUUUUCGAUGGGAACCAUGAUGCUACAGUCACCUUUUCCAAUUCGGGACAAAAAAAUCCAUGAAAGAUCGGCUAUUACUCUUGCAACUGGUCUAGUCCAGAACUGUUGCAGUGAGCCGAGUUUCAAUAUGCACACAUCAAAGAUUGGCUUCAACUCUGUGCCUUUUUUCCCCCAAAGGAGAUUUCAGUCAAGAAAGCAUCAAUGGGGAAUGGGCUUUGCCUUGGACACAGGUGGGAUUCCUGAUAGUAGUGGCCAAGAGAGCGAUAAUGACAACAACUUCAAUGAUCUCAAUCGCACUCGUUUAGGUCGGAUAGUGACUGCAGCUGGAAAACAGCUCUUAGAGAAGCUAAACUUAGCUAGAAAGAACUUUCCCAUGAAGAUAUUUCUACUUCUUUUGGGUUUCUACACGGCAAAUGCAUUGGCCACAAUCCUCGGGCAGACGGGGGAUUGGGAUGUUUUGGUUGCAGGGAUUGUGGUUGCUGCCAUUGAGGGUAUUGGUAUGCUCAUGUAUAGAAAGCCCACUUCCCCUUCUUUAUCUAAUGGGAAGCUCAAAUCUUUUGUCAUGCUGAUGAAUUACUGGAAAGCUGGUGUAUGCUUGGGCCUCUUUGUUGAUGCUUUUAAAUUGGGUAGUUAGGAUAUGCUUAUACCCACCUAAAGUUAUUUGCGUGAAAGAUGGUGGUGAUCGAUGAUUAAUUCCUAAAUUAGUGUUAGCUCCAUAUCCUCCACUGAUGGAUUGUCUAGACCACGGUCCAAUGUCAACUGUAGUUGUGCAAAUAAGUAUAUAGUUUGUCUUCUAUUUGCA